AUGUGGAGGAAGCUUUUGAAGUAUCGAGAGAUUGCAAAAAUUCUCGAGAGAGUUGAAGUUAAAAAUGGAGAAACAACUUCUUUUUGGUAUGACUCUUGGUCGUCAAAGGGAAGAUUAUGGGAUAUAUGUGGAGAUAGGGGAUUUAUUGAUAUGGGGAUAUCAGCAAAUGCUACUGUACAUGAAGCAAUUCAUGGACACAGACGAAGGAGACACAGGGUUUUGUUGCUGAACAGAAUAGAAGAGAUGAUUGCUAUGCAGAAGGUAAAGAUAGAGCAAGAGGAGGACAUAGCUAUAUGGAAAUAUCAGGAAGAUAAAUACAAGGCGAAGUUCUCCACAAAAAGUACUUGGAUGAUACUAAGAGAAGCUCAUAUUAAGUGUGGUUGGGAUAAGGCAGUAUGGUUUAGCUAUGCAACGCCGAAGUAUGCUUUUAUACACUGGGUGGCUAUGCAUGAUACGCUAUCUACAGGGAGUAGAAUGCUUCAGUGGAAUGGAAGUAUAAACUCAGAGUGUGUGUUCUAUCGAGAACCGGUUGAGACGAGAGAGCAUCUAUUUUUUGAAUGCCAAUUUUCGACAGACAUAUGGAAGGCUCUCACAAAAGGUUUCUUGAGGGAGCAGUAUACAACGAAAUGGUCUGAGAUAUUGCAACUCAUCUUAGCCAGCUCACAGCAAAGGGUACCAAAGUUUACUCUUCAAUAUGUGUUCCAAGCAGCUUUAUAUACCAUAUGGCGUGAGAGGAAUGCAAGGCGCCAUGGAGAUAAACCUUCUUCAGCAAACAGACUUAUUCAUUUACUGGAUAAGAACAUUCGAAACAGAUUCACUACAAUUCAGAGAAUGGGAGAUGACAAGUAUGAAGUAGGAAUGAGAUUUUUGUUUGCCACAAGAAGUAUAGCAUAG
Molecule: messenger RNA, 894 nt
Organism: Brassica napus (rape)
Lineage: Eukaryota; Viridiplantae; Streptophyta; Magnoliopsida; Brassicales; Brassicaceae
Exons: 1
Coding region: 1-894 (297 amino acids)
Source: RefSeq, a predicted model, not a curated record